GUAAUAAACUAUUUCGAUUAAUUAAGACUAAGACAUAAUGGAGUCAUUAAAGCAGCCAAAAUUUUAGACUUUGUUGAGCUGCAGUGAACAAAUCUGUUUCCAUUAAAGAAUGGGGAUUCAUUGUUCCUCUACAAAGAAGUGAUGCAGGAGAAUUCAGCCGAGGAGAUAUUCUGGUCUGGUCCAUACUGACUCUGGCUUAUUAUGAAUCUCUCGAAGCCUAGAUACAUUUUUAUCUUGGCUAACUUAGAUUGUGUAAAAUAUUUCCGGAUAGUCUUGCAAAAUAUUGCUAUGCUAAGAAAGUUUUAUAAAGGGGCUGAGCCAAUAUUGAUCAGACCCAGAAUAUCUCUUCUCUGCCGGUAUCUCCUGCAUCACUUAUCGUGGAGGCACAGUGAAUUCUCCAGUCUUCCAUAUAAACAUAUUUCUCCCCUAUCAUUAAAAAUCUAAAAUUUCAUGUUACUCCAAUAACUCCACCAUGACUUCAUUAUAACCAACAUGAAUGCCUAUUUUUCAAUUAUUCUCCUAAUACUAACUCAAAAGCUCUAUUAAGUCAUCCAUUUUAUAUUUCUCA
This is a messenger RNA of Moneuplotes crassus, 568 nucleotides long. NCBI's taxonomy places the organism in Eukaryota, Ciliophora, Spirotrichea, Euplotida, Euplotidae. The record is from the annotation of a GenBank genome assembly.